AUGAUAAAGCAUUAAGUGACUAUAAUCAAGCAAUCCAACUUGAUACUUAAUGUGUUAAUGCUUAUUAUAAUAGAGGUGAAUGCUAUUUUACUUAAUAUAUUAGCUAAAUUAUAUAAAGCUAUUGGUGAAAAAGAUAAAGCAUUAAGUGACUAUAAUAAAGUAAUCCAACUUGAUCCUAAAUAUGUUAAUGCCUAUAAUAACAGAGGUGAAUGCUAUUACACUUAAUUUAUUAGGCAAUUUAUAUGAUGAUAUUGGUGACAAAGAUAAAGCAUUAAGUGACUAUAAUCAAGCAAUCCUACUUGAUCCAAAUGAUCCAAUAUCCUAUAAUAAUAGAGGUGAAUACUAUUACACUUAAUUUAUUAGGCAAUUUAUAUGAUGAUAUUGGUGACAAAGAUAAAGCAUUAAGUGACUAUAAUCAAGCAAUCCUACUUGAUCCAAAUGAUCCAAUAUCCUAUAAUAAUAGAGGUGAAUACUAUUACACUUAAUUUAUUAGCCAUACUAUAUAAAGCUAUUGGUGAAAAAGAUAAAGCAUUAAGUGACUAUAAUAAAGUAAUCCAACUUGAUCCUAAAUAUGUUAAUUCCUAUUAUCACAGAGGUGAAUACUAUUACACUUAAUUUAUUAGGCAAUUUAUAUGAUGAUAUUGGUGACAAAGAUAAAGCAUUAAGUGACUAUAAUAAAGUAAUCCAACUUGAUCCUAAAUAUGUUAAAGCCUAUUAUAACAGAGGUGAAUGCUAUUACACUUAAUAUAUUAGCCAUAUUAUAUAAAGCUCUAGGUGACAAAGAUAAAGCAUUAAGUGAUUAUAAUCAAGCAAUCCAACUUGAUCCAAAUGAUGCAAGAUACUAUAAUAACAGAGGUGAAUACUAAUACACUUAAUAUAUUAGCCAUAUUAUAUAAAGCUCUAGGUGACAAAGAUACAGCAUUAAGUGAUUAUAAUCAAGCAAUCCAACUUGAUCCAAAUGAUGCAAGAUACUAUAUUAACAGAGGUGAAUACUAUACACUUAAUUUAUUAGGCAAUUUAUAUGAUGAUCUUGGUGACAUAGAUAAAGUAUUAAGUGACUAUAAUCAAUCAAUUUAACUUAAUCCAAAUGACUCAAUAGCCUAUUUACAAAGAGGUGAAUACUAUUACAUCUUUAGGCAAUUUAUAUGA
Paramecium primaurelia is the source of this 1149-nucleotide messenger RNA. Lineage: Eukaryota; Ciliophora; Oligohymenophorea; Peniculida; Parameciidae. The record is from the annotation of a GenBank genome assembly.